UUUAUUUGAGCUUUGUGACUGGUUGAAAACUGAAAGAGCCAAUAACAAAAUUUUAAUCAGCUUAUGUGGUGAAAUUUUUGUGGCAUAAGGAGGAUCGUGAUAACACUUUAAUUCACCAAUUGAUACUGAUACGAGCGUUUUUAACAUGUUUAUAUACUGAUAAUUCACCAUUCAUGUUGUAGUUGCUAAUACGAGUAGUUCGUAUUUAUCACGGAAUGUACAAAAUACUGCUUUUGUGUUUAAUAAGUGCAAAAUGUGCCUUAAGCGCCAACAUUUUGUACGUUUCACCUAUAUCUUCACAUAGUCAUCACAUAUGGAAUCGAGCUUUAGCAUUCGGACUGGUCGAGAAAGGCCACCAUGUAACUUUAAUUGGACCUGACAAAGACAAAGUGCAACCGAAGAAUUAUUCUCAUAUUUAUAUUGAAGGUCUUUACAAGGAGCUGGACGACAGUUUCGAUGUGAAUGAAAUGGCAGCGUAUAGUCCAACAAGAAUGUUGUUUCAGUUCGAAGACUGGUGCGCUUAUUCCUGCGAUAUAAUUCUCAAAUCGCAAGGAUUAAAGAAAUUAUUAAGUUAUCCCCCCGAUUCUUUUGACCUUAUCAUAUUUGACGUUACAAUGGGCUCUUGCUUAUACCCAUUAAUCCACAAAUUUAAUUAUCCUCCAAGUGUUGCUGUAACGGCGUUUCUUUUACCUACAUAUGUAGCACACAGCUUUGGUAAUCAGUUGUACCCUUCUUACAUUCCCUGGUACGGGCUUCCUUACACAACCGAUAUGACUUUUACCGAAAGAGUUUGGAAUUUUUUAUUCACGUAUACCGACGUCCUUAAGAGACAUUUAAGUUUAUACAAGAAAGAACACAACUUAGCCAAAGAAGUUUUUGGGGAAAAUAUCCCACCAAUGGAUGAACUAGAACGCCACAUUUCGUUGGUUUUGGCAAAUACUGACCCAAUUUUGAAUUAUCCUCAACCAGUUGCACCUAAUUUGAUACCAGUUGGUGGACUUCACACAAGAAAAUCUGAAAAUCUGGAAAUACCCCAAGAUAUACAAGUUAUCUUAGAUAAUGCCAAACACGGGGUCAUAGUGUUUUCGUUAGGAACUAAUGUGCGUUCAGACAAGUUAAAUAAACGCACGCAAAAAGCACUGUUGGACGCUUUUAGCAAACUUGAAGAGACUGUGAUUUGGAAAUUUGAAAGUGAAAUUGAAAAUCUACCCAAAAAUGUAAUCGUGCGGAAGUGGUUGCCUCAAAAUGACAUUUUAGGACACCCCAACGUAAAAUUAUUCAUCGGGCAUGGAGGUGCUCUAAGCACGCAAGAAGCAAUUUACCACGGUGUCCCCAUGCUUUGUAUUCCUUUUGUCGUCGAUCAGCGUAUCAAUACAAGACUGAUUGUUAAUAAAAAAUUAGGCGUCGAUCUUGAUUUCAAGCAAAUAACUGUCGAUUAUGUACUUCAAAAAAUUCGAGAAGUGUUGGAUAACCCAAUGUAUUCGAAAAAUAUGAAAAAGUCAUCGGACACGUUUAAAGACAGGCUUGAGACUCCACUAGAAAGGGGCAUUUUUUGGGCCGAAUACACACUGCGACAUGGAGGGGCAGAAUUUUUGUCGACCCCUGCGAGAAAUUUUUCGUAUUUCAAAGUCUCUAGUUUGGAUGUUAUCACAUUUCUGGUCGUCAUAACUAGUGUUAUAGCUACAGUCUUUUGCAAAAUUGUGGUUUUCGUUGUGAAAGCUUGCAAAAGUAAGAAGAAGGUCAAGGGAGAUUAAAUUAAAACAAAAAGCAGUAUUAUUCAAUAAAAUUAUGUAUUAGAGAGCAAUAAAGAUUUACAAUAUUUUGUGA
Tribolium castaneum (red flour beetle) is the source of this 1827-nucleotide messenger RNA. RefSeq names its product UDP-glycosyltransferase UGT5. The record is from RefSeq and is a predicted model, not a curated record. The coding region runs from base 216 to 1754 and encodes 512 amino acids. Lineage: Eukaryota; Metazoa; Arthropoda; Insecta; Coleoptera; Tenebrionidae. Gene Ontology annotation, molecular function: UDP-glycosyltransferase activity. The transcript is spliced from 5 exons.